Xenia sp. Carnegie-2017 is the source of this 1113-nucleotide messenger RNA. RefSeq names its product mortality factor 4-like protein 1. The record is from RefSeq and is a predicted model, not a curated record. NCBI's taxonomy places the organism in Eukaryota, Metazoa, Cnidaria, Anthozoa, Malacalcyonacea, Xeniidae. Bases 100 to 987 code for a protein of 295 amino acids. Gene Ontology annotation, cellular component: nucleus; NuA4 histone acetyltransferase complex. Gene Ontology annotation, biological process: chromatin organization; regulation of DNA-templated transcription. The transcript has 2 exons.
AUAAUCAUUUUCGACCACGUUUUAAAAGAAGCAACAGUUUAACGAAAAGUAUCGUAUAUUUUGUAAGACAUUCUUGGUAACUUUAGUACAACGAAUAGAAUGCCUCAAAAAAUGAAAUUUUCUGAUGGUGAGAGAGUACUUUGUUACCAUGGACCAUUAAUUUACGAAGCAAAAUGUCUUAAAGGAAUAAUGAAGGAGAAAAUUCCAAAAUAUCUUGUCCAUUAUAAUGGUUGGAAUAAAAAUUGGGAUGAGGUUGUACCGGAAAGUAGAGUUUUAAAAUACUGUGAUGCUAAUCUACAGAAACAAAAGGAACUCAAGGAACAAAAUAUGAAAAGCAAGAAAGCCAAAAAGAAGGUUGAAAAAGGAAGUGAUAUUAGUGACAGAUGUAAUAAGCGUGACUUAUCAACCGAAAGUCUUUCUCGAAGAAAGAGAUCACGAUUAGCAAACAGCGAAAAUGAUGAUAAUUUCUUACCACGUGCUGAUAUAAGAAUUGCAAUACCUCCUGAACUUCAACACUUUCUGGUUGAUGACUGGGAUCUUAUAACAAGACAGAAACAGCUUGUGCCAUUGCCUAGAAAAAAAACAGUUAAUCACAUCCUUCAGGAUUAUGUUGAUUCUGUUGCUGAAAAUUCAGAUGGUAUACGACCAGGUGUAGCUGAAGAAAUGACACAAGGAAUUAAAGUUUAUUUCAAUGUCAUGCUUGGAACACAACUUUUAUACAAGUUUGAAAGACCACAGUAUGGAGAUCUUUUGAAUGAUACACCUAAUUGUUCUAUGUGUGAUAUCUAUGGUGUGGAACACUUGUUGAGAUUAUUUAUUCGUUUGGGAAAUGCCCUAUGCUAUUCCAACUUUGACGACAAAAGUAUACAGUUUGUUGUCUCUUGUAUACAAGAUUUUUUGAAUUAUCUUAGUCGUGAAGCGGAAACCUUAUUUAAUCUUGAUUAUAUAAAUGCAACUCCAGAAUAUCAUAGACGAGCAACUACUUGAAAAGCAAAUUUCUAGUUAGGUAAUAUUGUCAUUUUUGUUAUUGAUUUAAUUUUGUUGUUGUUGAGAUAUAAAAAAAAGUCAUUGCAAUUGAAAAUGAAUUAGAUUUCACUAGUUAAAUGAAUGGAA